AUGGAGCUCUGUGAACACUUGGUGCCCCAGAAUUUGCUCAUGUCGGAUUCAGUGCCCUUUGGGAUUCUAGAGGAAGGGCCUCUGCCUGUCCUAGACCCUUCCUGUGCCCAUGAGAGGAUCACAGAGAUGGAAAACUUGCACUCUGGGUUACAAAACUCAAUAACCUUUGAGGAUGUGGCCGUGGACUUCACCCAGGAGGAGUGGGCAUUGCUGAAUUCAUCUCAGAGAAAACUGCACAGAGAUGUGAUGCUAGAGAACUAUAGAAACGUGGUUUCACUGGGACAUCAACUCAGCAAGCCUCCUCUCAUCACCCAGAUGGAGCAGGAAGAUGAAAUGGACAUAGUAGAGAGAAGAAUUCACCAAGACACCUGUUCGGAUGAGCUGAUUCUCCUUAAAACCAAACAACAACAGCAAAAACAAGGUAUUUUGGAGAAAUAUACGCUCAAUGGCAAGAAGGAACAAAGUCUUGGAGGCAAUCCCAUUCAAUGCAGUGAAAUUGUUGAAGCCUUGAGUGUGAAAUUUAACAUUACUCAGAAUAAAAUUUACCCUAGCAAGAAAGCCCAUCGAUACCUUGACUCUGCAAAAGCCCUUAGAGAUUCUUCACGUCUUAAGCCAUCUGAGGGAAUUCUUCCUCGGGAAAAAUCUUAUGAAUGUAAAAAGGACGAGAAUGCCUUCCUCAGGAGUUCUAACUUAGCUGGGCACAAGAGACAACAUACAGAAGAGACAUCCCAUGAACGCAGUGACUUGGGGAAAGUCGUAAAUUCAAUCUCACACCUUAAGAAGGAUGAAAAAACUCACUCUAGAGAGAAACCUUUUGAGUGUAAUCAGUGUGGUAAAGUAUUACAGAGCCAUUCAUCCAUUAAGUUGCACAUGAGAAUCCACACUGGAGAAAAACCGUAUAAGUGUGAUCAGUGUGGGAAAGCCUACAGCUCAAGCUCUUACCUUACGCGUCACAAGAGAAUUCAUACCGGGGAGAAGCCCUAUGAGUGCCGUGACUGUGGAAAAACCUUCCGAGAUAGCUCACUUCUCAGACAACAUUCAGGGACUCAUUCAGAAGAAAAACCCUACAAAUGUGAUCAAUGCACCAAAACCUUCAGUAGAAGCUAUAGGCUUGCCAUACACCAGAUAAUACAUACUGGAGAGAAACCCUAUACGUGCAAUGACUGUGGGAAAACUUUCAGUAUUCUCCCAUAUUUUAAAAGACAUGAGAGAAUCCACACCGGAGAGAAAUCCGUUGAAUGUAGCCAUUGUGGUAAAGCCCUGAGUAGUCAGUCAUCUCUUAAGGUACACCUGCGGAUACAUACUGGAGAGAAACCUUUCAAGUGUGAUCAAUGUGGGAAAGCUUUUAGGCUGAGCUCCAACCUUAUCACGCACAAGAAAAUUCAUACUGGAGAGAAACCCUGUAAGUGCAAUGACUGUGGGAAGGCUUUCAGGGAUCGUUCAUGUCUUAAAGAACAUGUGAGAAUUCACACUGGAGAAAAACCCUUUACAUGUAAUCAAUGUGGAAAAGACUUCAGAGUGAAAUCUUUCCUUAUUUUGCACAAGAAAAUUCACAUGAAAAUGAAACAUGAAUGUAAGGAAUGUGGGAAAACCUUCCAUGGUCUCUUAUCUUAUGGGAGGCAUAUGAAAAUCCAUACCAGGGACAAGAAACCUUUUAAGUGCAGUGAGUGUGGAAAAGCUUUUAGCAGGCAUGUGUCCCUUACAGUACACAUGAGAAUUCACACUGGAGAGAAACCCUACGAGUGUAAUCAUUGCGGAAAAUCCUUUAGUGUAAAGUGUAAUCUCAAUGUGCACAAAAGAAUACAUACUAAAGAAAAGCCCUAUAAAUGCAAUGUCUGUGGGCAAGGUUUCAGUAAAUCCUUUCCCCUUCGGCGUCAUGAGAGAACUCAUGCUCAAUAA
Messenger RNA from Globicephala melas (long-finned pilot whale), 1899 nucleotides. The record is from RefSeq and is a predicted model, not a curated record. NCBI's taxonomy places the organism in Eukaryota, Metazoa, Chordata, Mammalia, Artiodactyla, Delphinidae.